AUGGCCGACCUCAUCCUAGCCGGGGAGACGCCCACGCUCGAAGCAUUAUGGUGCACCCACAACCCUUCCACCCUCACAUGCUAUGCCUGUGACUUGCCCAUCCACCCCCAACCCCUGGUCCGCACAUUCCGCCUCCUGGACCCAAGCUCACUGGACGACGGCCAAACCGCCACAGACAGCCUCACCGCCCUCGGUCGGACGAUUCUCAAGUUCGACCGCCACCUUAAGUGUGCAAGCAAGGUCAGAUAUAUAGCCGUCUCGCACGUAUGGAACAAGACCGUCUCCAAAGUCCAGAACGGGGAAGGCGACGAUUUCGAAAUCUCGCAAGCACGUACACUCGCCAUCACACUGCCCAUGCGAGUCUGGGAUGGCCUGCAAAGUGCGGAGCUGGGCUUGGGCCUCGAGCUGUGGCACGACUACCUCAGCGUCCCGCAGUGGCAAGCGGACGUGAAGGGGCGGAUACUCGAUCACGUGGCGCCCAUCUUUAAACAGGCUGCCUUCACGCUUGUCCACUUGGAGGACGUAUCGAGGCAAUGCAUCAAGAAGAUGAGGACGGGUAAGACCCUACGCGCCCGCGCUCGCGGCGUCGCCCGCAUCUGCAACGCCGCGUGGUUCAGCCGCGUGUGGACGGCCAUGGAGUACGUCCGCAGCCCGGCCACCCGCACCAUGCUGGACGACUGCAAGCUCAUCUCCGGCGUGCAAGAUGUCUUCCUUGCCGAACUGUCGGCGUCGUGGGAUGCCAUCGUCGUAGAAAUAGGCGAUGCCCAUGAGGCGGAGAAGCUGAUGCGAGACCACGGUCUCGUCCCGUGGCAGCUCGGCCCACUUACCCGCAUCAGGAGCCAGGAAGAUGCUUCUUUCGCGGAGGCCUUCUCCAUGUUGGCGAAACGGGGGUGCCGGAGCAACGCAGAUUUCUUCCACGCGCUGUGUGGCAUUCUCAACCCACGGUGGGAGACGCCGCCGGAUUUCGACCGAUACGACGACGCCACUCUAGCGUUCGCGAGAGAGUGCCUGCGAAAAGGCGACUACACGCCCAUCCUCAUGUCGCCGCUGCCGGUCGAUGACAACCCCGGCGGCAUCGGCAUGGGCUACCACGACGGCGGCAUCUGGAGCCUCGGUACCCUGCAGCGUGCACCGGCAAUCCCCCGUCUAUCGCUCUCCUCUGCGGGGAAUCCCGUGCUCAAGGCGGAUAGGAUCGGACCCGUUCGCUUUUUGAAGAAAUUCAACUUCCGCACGCUGCAUCCGCCCGUGCUGUUCUCGCACGUUGCCCAGGUGGCGCUGGACUUCACCGGCCCGAACGUCGAUGACUUCGUAGCCACGGUCGGCACGAGGCUGUAUGGUCAGGACGCGCAGGAGGUCCGGCAGCGUUGCAUGGAAGCCGAGCGUCGUUCGUUCCUGGAACGUGCGUUGGUGGAGCGCUUCAAUACCCAGGGUGGCCAGGAGCCCUGGCCGGUAAAGGAGACUAACCGGAUUGCUGACGCGUUGGGCCUCUCGUCAACGGCGCUGGAAAGCUGUGGCGGGGUGCCUCCUAUGCGAUUUAUGAAGGCUCAUGGCGGCACGCUGCAUCUCGGCCCGCGCGGGGCUCUCGUGGGAGCCCCUUGUCCAGUGUGUCUCAAAAGCUUCCUUUUCCGGGCUGCUUUGUAUAUAAGGCCGGCGGAAGCCUACGGCGCCGUGGCAUAUCGCAUUCCCGGUCUGGAAUAUACGUCGACAAUGAGGGGAGGGAUCGCCAUUCUGGUCAAGAACGACAGUGUUGUUGGACGCAUGGUGUGGGCUGUACCGGCAUGUCCGUGUCGGACGGAGGAAGUGGUCGAGAUACACCUAAAUCCAUUGCCAGAGCGCAAGAUCCACCAGCAUCGACCAAACGGUUUGUAA
Molecule: messenger RNA, 1869 nt
Organism: Diplodia corticola
Lineage: Eukaryota; Fungi; Ascomycota; Dothideomycetes; Botryosphaeriales; Botryosphaeriaceae
Exons: 1
Coding region: 1-1869 (622 amino acids)
Source: RefSeq, a predicted model, not a curated record